AUGAAGCACCUCGCACGCACCCCGGCUCUUCGAUCUCGGGUGUACUACCUCACGGCCGAAGGGAUGUACUUCAAGAUCACGGUGACUCUCUGUGCCUCAAGGGUGGAGAGGUGGAUCCGUGCCGUCAAGACGGAUUUUCUCAACGCCGCACAAAUCAAGUGCGUCGUCUUGGACUGCGAGUUCACCAACCCUCGCGAGGGUAAUCAGCGCGCAGCCAUCCUUCAACUCUCGGUGGCGACCGAGAAUUUGGUCUUCCAAAUUUGUUCGGCUGAUGAAGUGCCACAAGUUCUCAAGGAUUUCUUGCAGGACAAGACCAUCAGAUUCUGCGGCACGGCUAUCGGCAAAGAUGUGGAAAUGCUGAGUUCCUACGGAAUUGAUAUUACUUCUGCGUUCGACCUACAAAAGAUACUCCCGAACCCCACCAAAAAUCUCAUUCCGAGUCUGUAUGAUCUGACAAAUUCUACUAUUGGGACAAAACUUGAGAAGAAGAAGAGGACGAGGGACAAGAAGAAGAACGACACGGAAGAAGAAGAACUGAUUUUUGGAUGGACCAAUGUUCCAUUGAGUUACGAGCAAGUGCACUAUGCCACUCUAGACGCUCGCCUAGGAUUCGAGAUGGCUAGGAGGUAUUGGAGACUAGUUGGCUACAAUAACCAUGUUGAUCAUCUCAAUGUUUAA
This is a messenger RNA of Lolium perenne, 678 nucleotides long. RefSeq lists its product as uncharacterized. Gene Ontology annotation, cellular component: cytoplasm; nucleus. Gene Ontology annotation, biological process: nucleobase-containing compound metabolic process. Lineage: Eukaryota; Viridiplantae; Streptophyta; Magnoliopsida; Poales; Poaceae. The record is from RefSeq and is a predicted model, not a curated record. Gene Ontology annotation, molecular function: nucleic acid binding; 3'-5' exonuclease activity.